Messenger RNA from Frieseomelitta varia, 2186 nucleotides. Its product is annotated as calcium and integrin-binding protein 1-like. The transcript has 5 exons. The record is from RefSeq and is a predicted model, not a curated record. Bases 541 to 1095 code for a protein of 184 amino acids. Gene Ontology annotation, molecular function: calcium ion binding. NCBI's taxonomy places the organism in Eukaryota, Metazoa, Arthropoda, Insecta, Hymenoptera, Apidae.
UAAUAUGCAAUCAUUUUUCAAUUCUAAAAAUUGCAGGUAUAUAUUUUGCUAAUUUUAUCGCUAGAUUUUCGCUGGAUUGAAUCAUUGACUAAAGAUAGAAUAGACCAGACAUGAAAUGAGAAUUCAUAUCUCAGAGUCUGAAAUACCGACCAGGAAAAGAAUCACUAAUUUUUUAGUGGACUAUACGCUUAAGCACAGACGAGAUAUAUAUAUGAAUUAAUCAUCUGCGAAUUAAAGCAUGCAUAAUAAAAACUAAUUUUUUUACUCAAUCGUAUUUCAGGAUAUAUAAAUCCUACAAAACGACGUACCUAUUUUGUACCUUAUCCAUGGUUUUAUUUAGUAGUCCUAUACAAGCCACAGACUUGUCUGUGACAAGUCUAUUCUGUCGUUAGUCGAUGAUAAAAGGUAUUUAUCGAUCGUUUUAGGCGCUAAAGACAAGUAUAGUAUGUAGGACAGUAUGAAUCUAAUGUUUUAAAAAAAGAAGUAUUCAAUGUUUUCAAAUUGUGUGUAGAGUAAAUUAAUGUUUGAGUUGUAUAAAAGAUGGGAGUAGGUAAAAGUCAGUUUUCUGAAGAAGAAUUACAAGCUUAUCAGGAUUUAACAUACUUUACGAAGAAAGAAGUUUUGCAUGCACAUCAAAAGUUUAAAGCACUUGCUCCAGAAAAGGUUGGUCAUAAUAGAAAUGCAAAACUUCCAAUGUCCAAAAUUUUACAAUAUCCUGAAUUAAGAGCAAAUCCUUUUGGAGAUAGGAUUUGUAAAGUUUUUAGCUCUAGUCAAGAUGGAGAUUGUACAUUUGAAGACUUUUUGGACAUGAUGUCUGUUUUUAGUGAUGCAGCUCCAAAAGCUGUAAAAGCAGAACAUGCUUUCAGAAUAUUUGAUUUUGAUGGAGAUGACAUGCUUGGUAUUGGAGAUUUAAGACAGGUUGUAGACAGACUUACUGCUCCUCAAAGAUUAAAUGAAACGGAUAUGCAACAAGUUCUUCAAUAUAUACUUGAUGAAGCAGACUUAGAUGAUGAUGGUGCACUUAGUUUUGCUGAAUUUGAACAUAUCAUAGAAAAAAGUAGCGAUUUUUCAAAAAGUUUUUGCAUACGUUUAUGAAACAAAACAUUUGUGAAAGGUAGUAAAAGGAUAACAUAAGACUGAAUAUUAUAUAAACAUUGACAUACUUUAAUAUAGUUAAUAGGCCUAAUAAUUUUUAUUACAAAAGAGAAAAUGAUUCUAAAACUUUAAAAAAUAUGCCAAUGUUUCCUGAAGGCCUACUAUGCUAAAACUAACUUUGUUUUUCUAAUAACAUCAUCCUUUUUAUAUGCAUUAUAAAAUAUUUUACUAAUCUAAAUUAAUGGUAUAUACAUUGUAUACAUUAUAAAAUAUUUUACUAAUCUAAAUUAACGGUAUAUGUUAUUUAAUUUUAAUGUUUAUUUAUCACUGAUUUUUAUGAAAUAUUAAUGUGUAACAUAAUUUCAUACUAAGAGAAAGAUUAACAUUUAUUUAAUAAUAUUAAAUUCACUGCCUUAAUGUGUUUUUAUUUUAUCAAAUGUAAUUAACUUUGUUAAUUUUAUAAUAAGUGGUCAGUAUUAUAUAUUUCAGUAAGAUUAAAGUUUUUUUUUUUUAUAUACAAUUAUAUGAUAAACAAAUUUUUCUAUAUAUUAUAAUAUACGAAUUGUUAUUAAUUGAUUAUUACCCGUUUUAACAUAAUUCUGUUUUUUUAAAUAUUAUUUGUUAAUUUUUUAAAAAGCUUGAAAGUCGAGUUCGCGAAUAAAAUUAGCCCUUAUUACACAAGAAUUACAUUGUGGAGCACUGCGUUGGAAUUUAGGCCAGUAUUAUACAAUACUUUUUAAAUGGUAAUGACAAAUUCAGGUUACGUGGACGUAACAUCCUUUGCUUUAUUGCCCUUAUGUAACUGUAGAGCUAUGGAAAAGUAAUCUCUGUUAUUUGAUUCUUUAUAAUAAUUUUUUAAUUUAAUCCUUACUAAUUUUAAUAAUAUCUUACAGUAAAAUAUAGUAAGAUAAGCAAAUAAAGAAUCAAUGAUAUUUAUAUUAUUUUUUACACAAUGUGUAUUCUACAUAUAAAGAUUUAAAGUGAACAUUUGUAUGGCCCAGAGAAAAAUCUGUUUGCCAAAUUUUUGAUAAUGAAGUAUGUUAAACCUAUUGUAUCAACGUAUGUCAAAUAUAGAAUAAUAAUGCAUUAUC